UGAUGAAAGGUGGAGCAAAAGAAACCACCGACAGAGACAGAUAUAAACUGAUGGCAUCAUUGGGAAACACAUGAGAAGCUGAAGAGCAUGGAGAGCUGCAGAGUGUGUGUGAUGGUGUGCGCCGUGCUGCUGUCCUGCGCCUCUGGCAACGAAAUUUACCAUCUGGAUGACGAGGAGGCGGUGGAUGUAGACCGGAGAGCCCUGAGGAACUUCUACCCUAAAGAGCCUAAUUUAACCAGCCAGAAAGAGCUUCUUGGGGCUCUGCAUGAUGUUUUGGAAAAGCUGCAGAGCAAACGGAUCUCACUUUGGGAAAAGAAGUUUAGCCGAGUUCCCACGUGUGGGGUUGGGCAGCAGUGUGCCGUGCGGAAAGGCUCACGUAUCGGCAGGAUGUGUGACUGUCCGAUCGGAGCGGCUUGCAACACCUACCUGCUCAAGUGCUUAUAAUCCUCACAUCAUAUCCAUGCAUUCGUUAAGUUAAUUAAUUUAAGUUUGGGUUUGUGCUGCUUUUGAUGUACAUAUGUACAUUUUGUCUUAAUCCUUGCUUUUCUAAGGCAGCCUGUCAUCAUUGUUUUGAAGAAACACCAUAUCAAUUAAUUUCUUUCAUAAUAUAAUGAUAUAAUAAAGUUAUUAAAGUGGGACUGAGUUGCAAAUACUUGUCCAAUAUUUUUCAUGCCAAUAUGAUGUUACCAUGCAUGAUGUUAAUUAAAUUAAUACACAUCACCUUAAUUAGAUAUAACUGGAUGUAUCUUUAGACUUCAGAGAGCAGCAGCUGAUUAUAAAAUCAUUAUAAAAAGGAGCCACACAGCAUGAAAAGGGACACGAGCAGUGAAUGAGAAACACUGUCAUAACACAUCUAGGACAUUUUGAUUGAUGUGUCCUGUCUAGAUCUGAUCUUAUGUAAGGCAGGAUAUGUCUUUGUAGAGACUUUUUUGUCCAGUCACCAUAAAUGAUUUGCUUGUGAAAGCUUUAACUGACUGUAAACUCAUGAGUUUGCAUCCCAGAGGAGAGGAGAGAAAGACACAGAACUUUCACUGACCGCCCCCGCACAAAUAAAAUGUCCCUCCGAGGCUCCCCAUUUAUGGAGGUCAGUACAAAACCAGCCUUCAUCACAUACAUCUAAAUUGAGUCAACUGUCCAUCAACUCAGGCCUCCGACUGUGCGCUUUCACUUCAUAUUAGUUUCACUUAUGUUUAUUAAUAUUUACCAAUGUGCCAGUGGAGUCCGGAGGGCAUGCGUGCACACACAAGAUACAAAUCAAGUUUCAUUUAAAUGCAUAAAAAACAUUUUAGACCUAAAGCUAUGUGUGUACUGGUGGUGGUUUUUAAUGAAGUGCUGAAGUUUCACAAUGUUUUGGCAUACCACUGUGUAGGGCAAAACAUGGCGUGACUAAGAACUCAAACGUUUUACUCUGAAUAUGUCAUAUUGACCAAUUAAAAUGAUGACUUGAAGAUGCAGAAUUGAUAUGAGAA
Messenger RNA from Pangasianodon hypophthalmus (striped catfish), 1469 nucleotides. RefSeq names its product cocaine- and amphetamine-regulated transcript 3 (gene cart3). Bases 88 to 444 code for a protein of 118 amino acids. Gene Ontology annotation, biological process: cellular response to starvation; G protein-coupled receptor signaling pathway; positive regulation of MAPK cascade. Lineage: Eukaryota; Metazoa; Chordata; Actinopteri; Siluriformes; Pangasiidae. The record is from RefSeq and is a predicted model, not a curated record. The transcript has 3 exons. Gene Ontology annotation, molecular function: neuropeptide hormone activity.